Messenger RNA from Rhineura floridana, 2200 nucleotides. It is a transcript of the gene SWAP70, whose product is annotated as switching B cell complex subunit SWAP70. Gene Ontology annotation, cellular component: cytoplasm; nucleus. The coding region runs from base 280 to 2043 and encodes 587 amino acids. Lineage: Eukaryota; Metazoa; Chordata; Lepidosauria; Squamata; Rhineuridae. The record is from RefSeq and is a predicted model, not a curated record. The transcript has 12 exons.
UGCUCCUACAUCGUUUAGAAAUGCAACACCCCUUGGGCCCGGAGCGCUGUGGAGACACUUUUUUGUGAGCGGACGCAUCCUACAGGCCGCACACUUCCUUGCGCAGCGCCGUUGCCGCCCCAGUCCGGCCCUCUGCGCCGGGGUUGGCUGCAGGCGCGGUUAGGGGUGGGCAGGUCGAAGCCCUCGUGUCACAGCAGCCACCUCUGGGGAGGGAGACACUUGGGAGAGCCGCAAGGAGGCGGGGAGCGAGCGCAGCGGAGGAGCCGCAGCUUGUGGGCCAUGGGGACCCUGAAGGAAGAGCUGCUCAAGCCCAUCUGGCACGCUUUCACCGCCCUCGACUUGGACAGGAGCGGCAAAGUCUCCAAGUCGCAGCUCAAGGUUCUUUCUCACAAUUUGUGCACAUUGCUGAACGUUCCACAUGACCCAGUAGCCUUAGAAGAGCAUUUUAGGGAUGAUGAUGAAGGACCUGUUUCCAAUCAGGGCUAUAUGCCUUAUUUAAACAGAUUCAUCUUGGAAAAGGUUCAAGGAAACUUUGACAAAGUUGAAUUCAAUAAAAUGUGUUGGACUCUGUGUGCCAAGAAGAACCUCACAAAAAACACCUUGCUCCUUUCCGAUGAUGAUGCUUUUAAAGUAUGGGUCAUCUUCAAUUUCCUAUCUGAGGACAAAUAUCCACUGGUCAUUGUACCAGAAGAGAUUGAAUACUUGCUUAAGAAGCUGACAGAAGCCAUGGGAUUAGGCUGGCAUCAAGAACAGUUUGAACAUUACAAGAUCAGCCUAGAUACCAAUUGGGAAGGUCUCUCGGCUUGGCAAAUGAUUGAGCUCAUUGGAAGUGGUCGGUUUAGCAAAGGGAUGGAUAGGCAAACAGUAUCUAUGGCAAUCAAUGAAGUCUUCAAUGAACUUAUAUUAGAUGUAUUGAAACAGGGUUAUAUGUGGAAGAAGGGCCACAGAAGGAAAAACUGGACAGAACGUUGGUUUGUUUUAAAACCCAGUAUUAUAUUGUACUAUGUGAGUGAAGAUCUGAAAGACAAGAGAGGAGAGAUUGUACUAGAUGGCAACUGUAGUGUAGAGGCUUUGCCUGACAAAGAUGGAAAGAAAUGUCUCUUUCUUAUAAAAAGUUUAGAGAAAUGUUUUGAGAUUAGUGCCUCUGAUAAGAAGAGGAGGCAGGAGUGGAUUCAAGCCAUUCAGACAACUGUAAAUCUAUUGAGAUUAAGCAGCCCUCCACCUCACAAGGAGGCACGACAGAAACGUAAAGAACUCCGCCAGAAAUUACAGGCUGAACAAGAGGAACUGACAAGGCAAAUGAAAGAGCUCCAAGUGGCAAACGAGAAUAAGCAGAAGGAACUAGAGACUGUCCGAAAGCAACUUGAAGAAGCUGCAGCUCGAGCUUCAGAAGAGGAGAAAAAGCGCCUGCAGACUCAAGUGGAAUUGCAAGAUAGAUUUAGUCUUGAACUGGAAAGAGAAAAAAUGGUAAGACAGAAAAUGGAAGAACAGGUUGCCCAGAAGUCAUCUGAGUUAGAACAAUACUUACAGAGAGUUCAAGAGCUUGAGGAAAUGUAUAAGCAGCUACAGGAAGCCUUGGAGGAUGAGAAACAGGCACGCCAGGAUGAGGAAACUGUCAGGAGACUUCAGGCCAGGCUACUGGAGGAAGAGUCUGCCAAGAGAGCAGACCUGGAGAAAUGGCACUUAGAGCAGCAACAGACCAUUCAGGUGACCGAAGCAGAGAAGCAGGAGUUGGAAAACCAGAGAAUGAUGAAGGAAAACGCGCUUCAAGUUGCCAUGCAACAAUUAGAACAAUUGGAAUUGGAUAGGAAGCAAGCACUUGAACAGUACGAGGAGGUCAAAAAGAAGUUGGAAGUCGCAGCAAACAAGACCAAAAGUUGGAAAGAUAAAGUAGCUCAUCACGAGGGAUUAAUUCGAUUAAUUGAACCAGGUUCCAAGAAUCCUCACUUGAUCACAAACUGGGGACCAGCAGCCUUCACUGAAGCUGAACUUGAGCAAAGAGAGAAGAGUUGGAAGGGGAAAAGGGGCACUUCUGAGCAAUGAAUAUAUCUUAAAUAUUUGGGUGUGCAUGUGAAUGAAAAUGAAAUAAUUUUAUACCAGCUUUUUACUUAUCCUGAACGUUGGUUCAAGGUUUCUAGUUGGUUCAAGGUUUCUGUUCACAAUUUGUAAUGGAUGACAAAAUAUAAACUUAUAUACUGCA